Molecule: messenger RNA, 1673 nt
Organism: Benincasa hispida (wax gourd)
Lineage: Eukaryota; Viridiplantae; Streptophyta; Magnoliopsida; Cucurbitales; Cucurbitaceae
Product: 26S proteasome regulatory subunit 8 homolog A-like
Molecular function (GO): ATP binding; ATP hydrolysis activity
Source: RefSeq, a predicted model, not a curated record
AUGGCGACGAUGGAGCUGGACACCAAGCUACCGGAGACCACAAUUGAAGAGACGUGUUCCGCCAAGCCGGCGACGAAGCACGGCGAAGGUCUUAGGCACUAUUACCUUCAACACAUUCAGGACCUCCAGCUUCAACUCCGCCUGAAAACUCACAAUCUCAAUCGUCUCGAAGCUCAGAGAAACGAGCUCAACUCUAGAGUGAGGUUGCUUCGUGAAGAACUUCAGCUGCUUCAGGAACCUGGAUCUUAUGUUGGCGAGGUGGUCAAAGUCAUGGGAAAGAAUAAGGUUUUAGUGAAGGUGCAUCCAGAAGGGAAAUAUGUUGUAGAUAUAGAUAAAAGCAUUGAUAUCACAAAAAUCACUCCAUCAACUAGGGUUGCUCUUCGAAACGACAGUUAUGUUCUUCAUUUAGUUCUGCCAAGCAAAGUAGAUCCAUUAGUAAAUCUUAUGAAAGUUGAGAAGGUCCCCGAUUCUACUUAUGACAUGAUUGGUGGUCUUGAUCAGCAAAUUAAGGAGAUAAAAGAGGUCAUUGAACUUCCAAUCAAGCAUCCAGAAUUAUUUGAAAGUCUUGGAAUAGCUCAACCAAAGGGUGUCUUGCUAUAUGGACCUCCUGGUACUGGGAAAACACUAUUGGCUCGGGCAGUAGCACAUCACACUGAUUGUACUUUCAUUAGGGUUUCUGGUUCUGAGUUGGUGCAGAAAUAUAUUGGAGAAGGUUCUAGAAUGGUUAGAGAACUUUUUGUGAUGGCCAGGGAACAUGCUCCAUCUAUCAUAUUCAUGGAUGAAAUUGACAGUAUUGGCUCGGCUCGUAUGGAAUCUGGGACUGGAAAUAGUGAUAGUGAGGUGCAGAGAACUAUGCUGGAACUUCUUAACCAACUGGAUGGAUUUGAAGCAUCAAACAAGAUCAAGGUUCUGAUGGCCACAAAUCGGAUUGAUAUUCUUGAUCAGGCUCUUCUGAGACCCGGACGAAUUGAUAGAAAAAUCGAGUUCCCAAAUCCUAAUGAGGAGUCUCGUUUUGAUAUAUUGAAAAUACAUUCAAGAAAAAUGAAUUUAAUGCGGGGGAUCGAUUUAAAAAAGAUUGCUGAGAAGAUGAAUGGUGCCUCUGGUGCUGAACUUAAGGCCGUUUGCACAGAAGCUGGAAUGUUCGCUCUAAGGGAAAGGAGGGUUCAUGUGACACAGGAAGAUUUCGAGAUGGCAGUUGCAAAGGUAAUGAAGAAAGAUACGGAUAAGAACAUGUCGCUGAGAAAGCUUUGGAAGUAGAUUGAAGUAGUUUACUGACGACACAGUUUUCCACAACCCAUCACUUUUGGGAAUUAAAUGACGCUGUUGGCCGUGAGACCAAUUCAAAACUCCUCACUCCAAUGUAAGCUUCUCUAUGACGUUACACUUCAAAACGCGUCCGCCUAAUUCCCACUUUGAAAAGUAAAUACUCUGGAGGACCCUCAUGAGUUGUCUUGUACGUCUAUUUGUGGGACAGUUUGUUCUGUAGGGCAUUCUUGCUUUCUUGUCGAUAUUUUACUUUAUUUUCUAGGUCUUCGGGUGAAAAAAGGUAACAUCUUUUUUUUUUCUUGGGUGAGGAAUAUCCUUACAAGUCUAUGAAAAACAAAGCGGACUAACUUGUUCAGUCUUGAAGGUUUGUGUCUAAUAGGUCACUGAACUAUUAAUUUUGUGUCUAA